AACAUUUACGAUUUACGAAGAAAAUUGAAUUUUGCAUGCGCUUUCUAUUCUGAAAAAUAUACCGCGCAUGCUUACCUAGGUCGUUAGUUCAACUACAACUUAACAUAGAAAGAAACUGUUAGAAACGUUUCUGCUCUAAGAUAUGUUUGAUGUAAUGAAUAUGAAUUGCAGAUCUACUUCAGGUUCGGUGUCUUCAAAACAUACGGGAAGUCCGAGGAGAAGCGACAACAUGAAUUCUAGGAUGAGCAAAUUGAAGGAGAAGCUGAAGGGUUACACCUUGUGUCACCUGAGAAAAGAAGUGAAGAAGUUGCGGAAGAACGUGGAGACGUCGUCUGUCUCGUACCAGCAAUUAGAGGAGUACCUUGAUCUGGAGCGGCAUGAGCAUAUGAUGCUGCAGAGAGAAUUCGCUUCUUACCAGCAGAAACAAGACGAGAUCAUCCAGCAGAAACAUCAUGAAUAUAACGAACUGAGAAACCACUAUGAGGAGAGGAAUGCGCGGAACGAGGAUAUGAUUUUGGAAUUGACUGACCGGAUCAAAUCAAUGGAUCUUGAAAUGCGAGAAAAAAAUAUGGUACAGGAGAACGACUGCAAGAACUUUGUGAAAGAGUCCGUGCUGGAGGUUACUUCGUUGCAGGCUGUGCUGGAGAUGAAGCAAGAGGAAAUUCGUCAAAUGCGCGUCAAGAUGAUGACGCUUCAGAGCAAAGUGGAUUUGCUGCCGGAAACGGAGAAUCUUCUGGGACAACUGAAAUUGCGUUGCGAAGACCUCGAGUGUCAGAUUAUGAACCAAAGGAACGCCAAAAUGCAUUUGGAGUUGGAUAAUAACAAACUGCGACAACUCCACGAGCUGGAGAGCAAAGAGCGCGAUACGUUGAUGAUGAUGAACGAAAUGCUUAAAUGGAAGUUGCAGAAGAUGUAA
Molecule: messenger RNA, 916 nt
Organism: Nicrophorus vespilloides
Lineage: Eukaryota; Metazoa; Arthropoda; Insecta; Coleoptera; Silphidae
Product: CAP-Gly domain-containing linker protein 1 homolog
Exons: 5
Coding region: 143-916 (257 amino acids)
Source: RefSeq, a predicted model, not a curated record